This is a messenger RNA of Patella vulgata (common limpet), 1573 nucleotides long. Its product is annotated as cytochrome P450 26B1-like. The record is from RefSeq and is a predicted model, not a curated record. Lineage: Eukaryota; Metazoa; Mollusca; Gastropoda; Patellidae. Bases 1 to 1482 code for a protein of 493 amino acids. Gene Ontology annotation, biological process: sterol metabolic process. The transcript is spliced from 5 exons. Gene Ontology annotation, molecular function: heme binding; oxidoreductase activity, acting on paired donors, with incorporation or reduction of molecular oxygen; monooxygenase activity.
AUGGAACUAUUGAUAUUAGAAGAAGUGACGACAACAGGGUGUUUGUUUUCUGUCAUUAUUCCAUCUAUUUGUCCACUAAUCUUACUGCUGCUGUCAUGGAAGUUGUGGUACGUUUAUUAUAACGUCUCUAAAGACCCACAACUGUCCCUUCCAUUACCCCCUGGAAGUCUUGGAUUCCCUCUUGUAGGCGAAACGCUAAGUUUUAUCAUGUCGGGUGCGCAGUUCUUCAAAAACAGGAAGAAGUUUUAUGGUAAUGUGUUUAAGACACAUUUAUUGGGAAAUCCUACCAUUAGGGUAUCUGGUGCCAAAAAUGUCCGAAAGAUAUUGUUAGGAGAAAAUUCGCUGGUUACAACUUACUGGCCUACCAGUGUACGGAUGCUAAUGGGAGAUGGAGCCAUUUCGCACGCAAUUGGCGCAACCCAUCGGAUGAGACGGAAAGCAUUGCUGAAAGCCUUCAGUCACGACGCUUUGACGUCAUAUGUACCUAUCAUACAAGAAGUCGUUCAACAAUUUAUUCAGAAAUGGUGUCGUGAAGGUUACGUGUUUGGUUACCCAGAAUGCAAGAGGAUGGCCUUUAAAGUUGCUUGUCGUGUUUUGGUUGGAUUCAAUAUGCCAGCACCAGAACAUCAGAAGUUAUUAACAGUAUUCCAUGUUUUCCUGGACAAUCUCUUCUCUUUACCCUUCAACUUACCUGGAUCGGGACUUUCAAAGGGAAUGAAAGCCAGAAAGAUUUUGUUAGAGCGUAUUGAAGAAUGUAUUCAACAGAAACAAACUCAAGAGAAUGAUUCUGGUUUUAAUGACGCCAUGAAAUUAAUGAUGGAUAUGGAAGGAGAUGAAAAACUUAAUCUUGAAGAACUCAAGGAUGUGGGCUUAGAAUUAUUGUUUGCUGGCCAUGCUACUUGUGCUAGUGCUGCAGCUUCCCUUCUGUCACAGUUGGCUAAAAAGCGAGCUGUUGUCGAUAGAAUAGCAGAUGAAUUAAAACAACACGGCCUUGAGGAUGAUCGUAGUAAACUUAGUUAUGACGUAAUAAAUAAACUAUCUUUUGUAUCGAACGUGGUGAAAGAAACACUGAGAAUUUCUCCACCAGUUGGAGCUGGUUUUAGAAAAGUUAUAAAGUCGUUUGAAUUGGAUGGCUAUCAAGUUCCGAGAGGAUGGACUUUAGCUUAUAGUAUACGCGAAACACAAGAGGCAGCAGAAAUGUUUAGUGACGGUGAAAAAUUUGAUCCUGAUCGGUGGAAUCAAAUCAAAGACGAAAAGUUCCAUUAUCUGCCGUUUGGUGCUGGCAGUAGGGCUUGUCCUGGAAAAGAACUUGCAAAGUUAAUUCUUAAAAUAUUUGCCAUAGAAUUAUCACGAAGCUGUACGUGGAAAUUGCUGAACGAAUCUGCUCAAAUUAACUAUUUGCCAGUUCCACAUGCAGCAGACGGCCUUCCUGUAGAAUUCUCACAAAUUAUUACCAACAGACCACGUGCUUUCACCAUCUAAUGUCCACCUUCUGAUAGAGUUCCAAAAGCAAAUAUUAUAUGUCGGUUUAUUUAGACCGGAAAUCCCUUUUUAUGGGAUUAUAGGCCUAAUG